AGCCCUGCUGAUGGGCGAAGACACUGACGCCACCCCGACGCUCAACCACCACGGCUUCCUCCCCGACCACAACUAUGUGACUGAAGGGCUGCUCCUGGCUAUAGCCUGAAGAGCUCCGCCCAUCCUGUCCACCCCUCUCCACCCUGGAGUCCUCCCCCAGGAUGUUGAGCCCCAUCCAGGUCCUGUGCUCCGACAUCACUACCCUUUCUCUGGAGCCUGAGCCGUUUGCCUCUUACACUGAAGCCGAUAUCAUCUCCACUGUCGAGUUCAACCACACCGGAGAGCUCCUGGCCACAGGGGACAAAGGGGGCCGUGUGGUCAUUUUUCAGAGGGAACCUGAGAGCAAAAAUGAGCCAUUUUCCCAGGGAGAGUACAACGUGUACAGCACCUUUCAGAGCCAUGAGCCUGAAUUCGACUACCUUAAGAGUUUGGAAAUCGAGGAGAAGAUCAAUAAGAUCCGAUGGCUGCCUCAACAGAAUGCUGCACACUUCCUCCUCUCCACCAACGAUAAGACUAUUAAAUUGUGGAAGGUGAGUGAAAGAGACAAACGGCCAGAAGGAUACAACCUGAAGGAUGAGGAAGGUCGCAUCAAGGACGUCUCCACAGUCACCUCCCUGCAGGUCCCAGUCUUGAAGCCCAUGGACCUGAUGGUGGAGGUGAGCCCUCGACGAGUGUUCGCCAACGCCCACACGUACCACAUCAACUCCAUCUCGGUCAACUCCGACUACGAGACCUACAUGUCAGCUGACGACCUGAGGAUCAACCUCUGGCAUCUGGACAUCACCGACCGCAGCUUCAACAUUGUUGAUAUCAAACCAGCCAACAUGGAGGAUCUGACAGAGGUGAUCACAGCAGCUGAGUUCCACCCCCACCACUGCAACCUGUUCGUUUACAGCAGCAGCAAAGGCACCCURCGUCUCUGUGACAUGAGGGAAGCAGCGCUCUGCGACAAGCACUCCAAAUUGUUUGAGGAGCCGGAGGACCCCAGCGCUCGCUCCUUUUUCUCAGAAAUCAUCUCCUCUGUGUCGGACGUGAAGUUCAGYCACAGCGGCCGCUACCUGCUCACCAGAGACUACCUGACAGCCAAAGUCUGGGACCUGAACAUGGAGAGCAAGCCCCUGGAGACAUACCAGGUACAUGAUUACCUCCGCAGCAAGUUGUGUUCCCUGUAUGAGAACGACUGCAUCUUUGACAAGUUUGAGUGCGCCUGGAAUGGAUCAGACAGGUAAAUAUUAUAUACAGUAUAUA
Messenger RNA from Austrofundulus limnaeus, 1248 nucleotides. Its product is annotated as serine/threonine-protein phosphatase 2A 55 kDa regulatory subunit B gamma isoform. The transcript has 9 exons. The record is from RefSeq and is a predicted model, not a curated record. Gene Ontology annotation, molecular function: protein phosphatase regulator activity; protein binding. Lineage: Eukaryota; Metazoa; Chordata; Actinopteri; Cyprinodontiformes; Rivulidae. Gene Ontology annotation, cellular component: protein phosphatase type 2A complex. Bases 162 to 1229 code for a protein of 355 amino acids.